AUGGAGCCGAACUCACUGAAGUGGGUGGGCUCGUCAUGCGGUUUACAUGGACCAUAUAUUUUCUAUAAAGCCUUUAAAUUUAACCAGGACGCCAAACCGAGAAUUUUAGCUCUGGGAGACUUUUUCUUCGUCAGAUGUAAACCCGAGGAUCCUAUUUGCAUAGCGGAGCUUCAGCUUCUAUGGGAAGAAAGGACAAGCAAGCAACUUUUAUCAAGCUCCAAACUUUAUUUUCUACCCGAGGAUACUCCCCAGAGACGGACAGUCGCUCAUGGAGAGCAUGAGGUAAUUGCAGUGUCUGAGAAGGUGAUCGUGCGUCUGGAGGACCUUGUGAAGUGGACAGUACCAGACUUCUCAGGAUGGUCCAACGGUCUGAAGGUAGAGCCUCUCAAGCCCUCCGUGCUCCGGGAGCUGGGGACCAACGGGAGGCGCGAGGCCCUCCACCGCUACAGGGAGAGCACGCUGACCAGCGGACUCAACUUCAAGGAUGUCCAGAGGGAACGAGCCCAGCUAGGCCAGGAAGAGGAUGGACGGAAGGUUUUAGUCCUCAGUUACCCCCAGUAUUGCCGGUACCGCUCCGUUUUGGCACGGCUCCGAGAGCAACCGUCCUCUCUGCUCAUAGACCACACGGUGCUGGCGCUGGGCGGCAUUGCUGCGUUGGGUGGGAGCACCAGGAUCCUGUACUGCCGCGACACUUUCGAACACCCCACCCUGCUGCAGAAUGAGAGCAUCUGUGACGAGUUUGCUCCCAACCUAAAAGGACGGCCUCGGAAGAAGAAGCUGUCCUUCUCGCAGAGGCGGGACUCCCAGGGUCAGGCUCAGGGUCAGGGCUUGUCGGGGUCAUCCCAAAGUUCAACAGCUGUGGCAGUGCAGGACCCCUCCAGCCCAGAGAGCAAAGCCACGAACAAGGUCAGACCAAAUUGUAAAACGGUACCCAACGGGAAAAUGACCACAACAGCCAAACAAAAGGCCACCUCCCUCGCUAAGAAAUCCUCCGCCGAGGAGAAGGAGCGAGGAAAGGAGAAGGAAAGGGAGGAGAGGAGUGAGAGGAGGGAGGAGAAGAAAGAGGAGGAAACAUCAGAAGAGAGCCGAGCAGAGGAGCAGGCUUUCUUAGUAGCGCUCUACAAGUACAUGAAAGACAGGGACACGCCCAUCGAGAGGAUCCCCUUCCUCGGCUUCAAACAGAUCAACCUUUGGACUAUGUUUCAAGCUGCUCAGAAACUUGGAGGAUAUGAGUUGAUCACAGUUCGCCGGCAGUGGAAGCAUGUAUACGAUGAAUUGGGUGGAAACCCAAGCAGCACGAGUGCAGCCACAUGUACACGAAGACACUACGAGAGGCUCCUCCUUCCUUACGAAAGGAACAUAAAAGGCGAGCAGGACAAGCCCCUCCCCUUGUCCAAACCCAGGAAGCAGGACGCCGGCCAAGAAAAAGCCUCACCACCCGGAGUAAAAGCCAAAGGAGUUGGGGCCAAAAAACUGAAAAGCCCUAACAAUUCAAAGCUGGCGAGUAAAAAGGACAGAGUGGAGACAGCGAAAGGCCAAGAACAAUCACAGAACUCGAAGGUGCCAGAAGAAAAUCACAAGCUUUCUGCAGCCAUAAAGAAGGAGGUGUCUUUACUAGAUGAACCAAUUGUAAUAGAGGAGGAAGAGUUACAUCUUGCCCUGAAAAAGGAGGAAGCGUUGGCUGUGGAGCAGCCACCUUCGCUCUGCUCCAAAGAACCAGACUUCAGAGCCCCCCCGGUGGGUCUCCCUCCCAACAUAGGGCCUGUUCCCCCAACUGAAUGGAAGCAAAUCAGCGAGGCCGUCCAAGCAAAACUCCCGGGUGAACAGCAAACUGAAGGGCAUUUCAUUCCUAAAAAUCCUUAUCUGCUCCAUCGUUGGGACCAGAAUAAAUCUGCUGGGCAUAUCGCCCUGCCAGAGUCUUUCUCCAAGGUCAAAGACGCCAAUGAAAAUCAUGGUGGGAGAGUUGGGAAGGUGCUGCCGAUGUGUAAACCAACAGAUGGACAAUGCAUGAAUUUGAGCACAGAUUCCUUCCCUGAUAAAGAGGACUAUGGAGUCACUAAGAAGGAGGCUGCCCAGGGCCCCGGACAAGCAGCUGCCUACUGCAAAGCCAGCCAGGGGGUCAUGUCUCCUUUGGCCAAAAAGAAGCUUCUCUCCCAGGUCUGCGAGUCCAACUCCUUCUCCUUUACUCUCCAGCCUCCACCCCCCACAGUGGCAUCUUCUCUGGCCAUCAUAUCAGUGGCUGAACUAGAGAAGGACAAGAGAAAGAGUGAGGAGGAGUUGUUGGGACAGAAACUAGGGUGUUCGUUGGACAGCGUUCCUGAGGUAGCGCCUAUAUUCAGGCCGUCAGUCAUCCAGCACGCCCAGAGCAGCAAGGCUCACCCACAAGCCAGCAGUGGUCAAUCAGAGAGGAGCACUUGUGGGGAGCUGUCAGACACGUACAGCUGUCGGACAAGCCUUCACCUUCAGCCUCAAGUCAGUGCGCCAUGGCAGCCCUACCUCUCCAGAACCCAAGAUGCAGUGGAAAACGGUGGGGAAAAGCUACUGCAAGGCCCAGUUUCUCAGGCCAGGACCUUCACAGGUGACUGCUACUCUUCCCCCCAUCUCCACAGUCUGUACCGACAAACUGAAAGUUGCCUGAGCCAAGAGAGGAUGGGUGGCUUUUCCAGUGGAGAGCAAAGAGAGCACUACAUCAGGGACCGAGAGGGCAGCCAGGGCUUUGUUUGUGGCAGUCUGGAGCAGGAGGGCUUGGCCUACAGAUCUCACUACAGUGACAGGACUCAAACACACGGGGAGAGCAGAGAGGCCGACGAUGAGCCCAGAGACUUUACUAUUUCUAAACCUCUCUCUCAGAGGGUUUCUUCUUUCUCAAAGCCCCCCUUCUGUAGUCUCUCUUAUCCCAUCAUGCACCAUGGCUUAGAUUCCCAUCCUAAAGCAUGCCGAGUUCCACCUAUGACAAUCUCUCCCCCGAAACAGAGCCCGGCAGAUUCAUCACAGCCAUUUCCCAGUCCCAAAGCUUCAGGUGAAUCACCCCUCACAAGCCCGAUUCGACCCAGUAAGCGGAGCCUUGUGGAGCCUGAGAGCGAGGAUGCCCCAGAAAGGAAAGUGCGUGUGGUGACACCAAUCCAUCCCGCAAGUACAAUUCGCCGCAGUGACCCAGAGGAACUGAAACCAGCUGAGCCGGCUCAUGCCAUUCACCUCAACAAUCAUCUACCUGACGGUCACGCUACAACCACCUUCCCCCCACCCCAUGCUGCGGCCCUCUACGCUGGCAUGUACCCGCACGGUGGCCUGGUCACAGCAGGCACCCCCGAUGGACUCCAGCAGCAUCCAGGUCUACAGUACCUGAAAAGCCAGUCAGCUGUGUCUCCUCUCGUCCCCCCUUUAGCCUUCCACUCCAUGAUGCUACACCGGCAGCUGCUGGCCUCCAGCCCCAGCCCGCACCACUUCUACAGGCACCCUGGGGGGGCAGCACUGUACGGAGACCUGUUGCACCAUCUCUACCCUCUUUCAACCCUCCCGCCUCCUCAGCUGUCGUCGGUACACCCCAGCACAAGACUGUAAGGGAGAGAAAAGCAAAUUGUCUUUCUCCUCUGAAACUGUGUCAGCUUCUUUCUGUCUCUCUUGCUCUGGGAUUGUGGCUCAGUUGACACAAAACACUGAUUAUAACUUUGACUAAUAACAGGCUGAUGAAUGCAUCAGUCCGUUUGGACAGAAAGUUCCAUUUUCUUUCUUCUUUUUUAUUUGUUCAUGUUAUUCCUUUGUUUAUAUACUUUGCACUGUUCUUUAUUUGUAUCACCACUUACUGUAUCUUUUGUUGUUGUUGUUGCUGAGUCACCAUUUGCACAAUGUUCAAGCAGUUGUGCUCACAGAUCAGUUUGCCACUCUCAGUAGCCAUGAGACAAGUCGUUAGACUAGAUGUAUGAAAAGUUCAAGUGCAACAGAAGCCAAUUGUUUACUGAGUCUGAGGGCUAAACUUUUGUUGUUAAAAACACUAUAGGUAACAUAACAACAAAGAAGAAAAAAAAGAUUCUUUAUAUAUACCUAAACAUGUGUUCAUCAUUGCGAACAGUGUUGGACAGCUGUUUAGUGCAUUAUUACUCUGCAGCCGGUGGUGUUGUAUGUGUUUACAUGUCCACACGCUGAACUCUGUUGCCUGUUUGUGCCACAGUUAAUCCACCUGGACUGCUUGGAAUAGACAUUAACACUCACUGUGGUGCUGCUUAAUAUAAAUAGUUUCAUUAUAACAUUCAGAGGUGCUGUGUAUGACAGAUGUACUGUAGACUGUUUUUUUUAUUAUUAUUAUUAUUAUUAUUCUGUUCAGGUCUUUUAUUCAUUAUGUAGUUCAGUUCAAAUUCAACAUAAGCAGCUAGCAUUUUCAGGCCACUGACAACCCAUGAAUGUUUAUUUGCUCCGAGAUAAUGAAAAGCUGGUUUAAUUUUUCCUUCCCAAAUUGAAAGUAAUUUGACCCACAAACCCUUUGUAAUGAGUAGACUGUUGAGGGUUGUAUUAGUCUGUAUGACCGGCAUAAUGAAGCAGCCGUCUGCUGUGGAAUGCUAACCACAAAGACAAAGAAAAAAAGGAAAAGAAAUGAAAAGAGAAGAAAAUCAGCAUUUCAUCUUUUUGUUCUUGACUUGAAAAGUUCUUUUCUUUUUUUUUUUUUAAUGAAUAGACUCUUUUAUUCAGCACCCUGAAAAGACUCACUGUAUGAUUUAAUAGGAAUGUUGUCACUUAGGAUAUUACUGCUUUGCAAAUAUCUGUGCCUUUUGCACUCUUGGAUUAGAGUUAGCACUACACUUGUUAAGGUUUAACUUCUUCUUUCUGCUGUCACACUUGUCUCCAAUGCAGUGCAGGCACACUCUAGACAAAAGAAAAAUAGAAAUAAUAAUUUAAAAAAAUAACAUCAAACACCGGACUUAAAGGGUAAGGCACAAAAUGUUAUGUUACAAAAUGUAAACAGUUAAACUGUAAACUAAUGUUUAGUAUUUGUGCUUAAACAAACCAACUAUCCCAGCAAAGCCCUUAUAUAAGAACCAGAAAGAUUUAUUGACAGAUGAUAUUGAUGCGGGGUCUGGUGCCUGUCGUCUGCAGGGCAUGUGUGCUCUAUAUGUUUUGUAGCAGUGAUGAAAAGGUACCAGACUCCAUAAAGUAUGCCUACUGUGCUCCUUCGCCUGAGGUGGAAACGCAACACCUGGGCUGGCUUUUUACAACCACUAUAAUUGCAAUCCAGGAUAGUUGAAAUACACAGCGAACAUGUCUGGUGUUCCAAAAGAAUAAAAAGAAAUGAAAAAGCUGUAAACAUGAAAAUAAAAGUUUUCCUGAGUACUUACAGACCUUUAUUUCUGUUUAAGUACUGUACAUUAUGUAGGUAAAACUGGCAUUUAGUGCUGGUUCGUGUACAGAAACAUUCAUACGGGAUCAAAUCAUAGCAACCCUUCUCUCUCUCUCGUCUUAUUUUCUAUGUAAAUACCAUUGUAGAUAGUACUGCGUGAUUGUUAUCAUAUAAACUGUUAUAAUCUGUAAAUAUUUAAAAAAAUUGAAAAGAAAAAAACAACAGUAUAAAAGAUGGUUACACAAUCUGUGUCCUUAUUUGCUCCGUUUCAUGUUAGGCUCAGAAAAAACACUAUGAUUUCAAAAUAAGGAAACUCUUUUUGUUUCACUUUUUCCAUGUUGUUUCCAUUAAUAUGCAUCCUGAAAGUGUUUUUGAUACUGUAGCCAUCUGUUUACCAAUCACCCAGCUGGCGAGCAAAAUAAAAAGACAAAUAAAGACAUUUUGUAUGAUAUGACCUCCUGUAUAUUUAAUUAAAAUAUUUU
Molecule: messenger RNA, 5811 nt
Organism: Cololabis saira (Pacific saury)
Lineage: Eukaryota; Metazoa; Chordata; Actinopteri; Beloniformes; Belonidae
Gene: arid5b
Product: AT-rich interaction domain 5B
Exons: 10
Coding region: 1-3561 (1186 amino acids)
Biological process (GO): regulation of transcription by RNA polymerase II
Cellular component (GO): nucleus
Molecular function (GO): transcription cis-regulatory region binding
Source: RefSeq, a predicted model, not a curated record